Hyla sarda is the source of this 1698-nucleotide messenger RNA. RefSeq lists its product as uncharacterized. Bases 273 to 1337 code for a protein of 354 amino acids. The transcript is spliced from 5 exons. Lineage: Eukaryota; Metazoa; Chordata; Amphibia; Anura; Hylidae. Gene Ontology annotation, cellular component: nucleus. The record is from RefSeq and is a predicted model, not a curated record.
CAGUUGGCUUCUCUCCCUUACAUUCCCUCCUCCACUCUAGACAGCUGCAGCAGCCCCGGACUCUUACCCCAGUACAUGAUCUCACUCCCCGCAGUAGGUGACAGCUUCUCCCGCCCUCUGCUCAGGGCAGUGUGUCAUGCUGACAUCUUCAUGACGCAUGCGUAGCUCCGUUGAUUCAUCAAUAAUGGGAGGAACCAAAAAGAUCAAAAAGAACAUGCAAGCCAUAGGAGAUCAUGUCUGUUUUUACUAGCUGCCUGUCAGGGAAUUGGUAAAUGGAGCCCUCAGUUUCCGCCUCUCCUAAUGAUUCACCUCAGCUUUCUCCCAGUUCAGAACCUGGUGGCUCUGCUGUUGCUCCUAAAAAGGGGAAAUUGAAGUCAAAGAAUUUCUCACAGUGUGAAACUGAAGUUUUAGCUGAAGAGGUUGUUCCAAAAUAUAGCAUGUUAUAUGGUUCAAGAAAGGCCAACACAACUAGUAGUGUGCGCAAUCAAAUUUGGCAGAAUAUCUUAAUGCAAGUAAAUUCAGUUGGUGUAGCUCAGCGAUCAAUAGCUCAAUUGAAAAAAAAAUGGAAUGACUUACGUCGCAUUGUAAAAGCAAAAAUGGCAGAGGAAGCAAAGCAAUGUAAGAUUACUGGAGGAGGACCAAGGGAAAAUAAUAAUUUCUCGGCAGCCGAAGAAUUGGUCAGAGUUACCUAUAGUAGAGACCAAGUACAAGGAGUUGGGAAUAUGGACUUCAUGGCAUUGGCCAAUUCACCUCAAGAUGUGGACAAUCCAAGUUCAGAUGUUGAAGAACAAGCUACAAUGGAAAGGGAAAAUCUACAAGAAAGUGAAGUCACAACAGAGAAUCCCACAAGCACACCAAGCACGCAACAAGCUGAUUUUAAUAUUGAGGGGGAUCUAGGAUUCACAGAUCCACAGAUGUCGUUUUUGAAUGCUUACAGCAUGCGUAAUCAGCGGAAUUUGGAGGCAAUUGUUGCCAAAAUGGAGUCUAUGGAGAACUAUUGUCAGAAAGGUUUGCAAUUGUUUGAGCAAUUGGUUAACGAUUGUCAUAAGUAUGUGGAAUUCAGCAUUUCCAAUCCCCAGCAAUCAAACAUUCCUGCUCCAAUCUACACGCAGAGCAAAGGUUCAUCACCCAUUCCUCAAUCAUCAAUUGAUUCUUUGCCAAAGUACGGGGUUAAUUUGCCACCUACCAGCUCAGACAGUAGUGCUAUUUCCCAAGUUGCCAAACCUGUUUUGAAAUCAGGAAAAAGGCCUUAUAAAAGUAAUUUUCGUAAACUAAGGAAACCCCCCCAAAAAAAACUAUACAUACAUUUACCAAAUCCUCUCACCUUCUGGAUUUAGAGGAAGAUAAUGAUGAUGUGUUAGAUUUGAGUGGGCCAAUUGAAUUAACCACCAAAAAAAACAAAUUAGCAUCAUCUGCACAUUAUUUAAUGGAUUGUAAGGCUGAAAUGGGUGAGCUUUCCACUAGCUAUCCCUACAAACAACAUUUGAGAUUUUACCCUGGUGAACCCAAAAAAUAGCUUUCCAAUGCUGGUUGAAAGGCUGAAGUCUGGCUUCUUCCAGGGUCAGUUGUUUGUAAUGUUUCCAACAAAGUUCCUUUUCACUUUCAAAGCUCAAAGGUUUCGUGUUUAUUUUAAGGCCUAAAAUGCACCUUGAGAUCUUAGCCAUUAUCUUAAAGUAGUACUCUGGUGCAGAGUAUUCC